Messenger RNA from Danaus plexippus (monarch butterfly), 1597 nucleotides. It is a transcript of the gene Ctu1, whose product is annotated as cytoplasmic tRNA 2-thiolation protein 1. Gene Ontology annotation, cellular component: cytosolic tRNA wobble base thiouridylase complex; mitochondrion. NCBI's taxonomy places the organism in Eukaryota, Metazoa, Arthropoda, Insecta, Lepidoptera, Nymphalidae. Gene Ontology annotation, molecular function: tRNA binding. The transcript has 4 exons. The record is from RefSeq and is a predicted model, not a curated record. Bases 185 to 1558 code for a protein of 457 amino acids. Gene Ontology annotation, biological process: tRNA wobble position uridine thiolation.
AUACUUUAAGUAUAAAAUCCCAAGACCCUUAUUUCAUUACAUUACAAUUUCAAAUGUGCUUGAAUCUUUAAAAAUAUGUUGCGAUGAAAGUUAUAGUUUUAUUUAUUAUUUACUGAUGUCUUAGAAGCAGUUAGACAAUUUAACAAUAAAAAAGUGUACAUCUUGUAUAAAUAUUUAUUUAAAAAUGCCUGUACUAUGCAAAGCAGGAUGUGGAAAAAAUGCUAUGUUAAAGCGUCCUAAAACGGGGGAUACUCUAUGUAAAGAAUGCUUUUACGAAGCCUUUGAAACAGAAAUCCAUUUUACAAUAACAAAAGCAGAAUUAUUUAAUAGAGGAGAUUCUGUCGCCAUCGCCGCCUCUGGUGGCAAGGAUUCAACCGUAUUGGCACAUGUACUUAAAACAUUAAAUCAAAGAUAUGACUAUGGACUUAAUCUUAUGUUGCUGUCCAUAGACGAGGGCAUAACUGGCUACAGAGAUGACAGCUUGGAAACAGUCAAACAAAACAGAGAUGAUUACGAGAUGAAUCUCAAAAUAUUAUCAUAUAAAGAUUUAUAUGGUUGGACCAUGGACGAAAUUGUAGCCCAAAUCGGAAGAAAGAAUAAUUGUACAUUUUGUGGAGUAUUCAGGAGGCAAGCUUUGGAUAGAGGUGCCGCCAUGCUUAAUGUGAAAUGUAUAGCAACAGGACACAAUGCUGAUGACAUAGCAGAGACGGUGCUGAUGAAUGUGCUGAGAGGAGACAUAGCUCGGCUCAAGAGAUGCACUGCCAUAUCUACUGGCAGCGAGGGCACAAUUCCGAGAGUGAAGCCGUUGAAGUAUACAUAUGAAAAGGAGAUUGUUAUGUACGCUCAUUACAAGAAGCUGGUGUACUUCUCAACAGAAUGUGUGUUUGCUCCAAACGCCUACAGAGGUCAUGCUAGGGCUCUGUUGAAAGAUCUGGAAAAAAUUAGACCUACUUGCAUUAUGGAUAUCAUAUACUCAGGCGAAACAAUGGCUGUGAAAGAGGAAGUGUCACUGCCCACACAGAGAAUUUGCACGAGAUGCAAAUUUGUCUCCUCUCAAGAGGUAUGCAAGGCUUGCGUUCUUCUGGAAGGAUUGAACAAGGGUUUACCAAAACUUGGCAUUGGAAAGAGUUCCAAAGCCAAGAAGAUGCUGGAAGAAUACAACGCAAACCAAAAUAGUACGAAAAAAGCUAUCGAUGAAAUUAAUGUCGACUGCCAGAAAAAUAAUUGUGUCUCUAGAGGAAAAGCGUGCAGGUCGAAUAGAAAUACAACUAAUGAUAACGAAGUGAACAGCCGAAACGGAGAAAAGUGCUGUAGUACACGAGAAAAGACAAAUGACAGUGCGUCUAUAAGUAAUACUAAAUUAAACACACUUUUACAUGACUACGGCAUACCAGAAAAUGAUUGUGGAGGCGAUAUAAACACAUCAAUAGGGGAAAGUUCGGAAAAUCAUAAUUUCGAAGUCGAUUUACACAACGAAGAUGUUACGUCCUUAGCAGAGGAGACUGACGCGUGUGUCGGAGCAUGCGGCAAGAUGGACUCCAUGCAUAUAGGUUUCUGACGUACAUGCGUAAAUAAUAUACAAUAUCAUUGAAAAUAA